UGUUGAAACUCUAACAUUUGGCACGAUGGUAUUCAUGAUCGAUGAGGAUUGUUUGAUAUGAUUCGCAUUGUUGAUUGAUCUUAUAAUUUUUAUCAUAAAAUAAAGAUUGAACGUGAAAAAUGUUUUUUUUAUGUGAAAGAAGUUGUAUCUUGUCGAUCGUACGAUCUUUUAAUUGCUGUUACAUCGUGAGUUUUGAAAAUUUGAAUGAAACUCGACGAACAUAACCUAUAGAAAUUAUACUUAUGCCUGCUUCUGUAUAUAAGCUUAUUCUUAUAGUUAAAAAAUUAUUCAAUCCUCCAAAAUGUUGGAAGGACUUGUUGCUUGGGUAUUAAAUAAUUACCUGGGGAAAUAUGUUGAAAAUUUAAAUACUGAUCAAUUGAGCAUCGCUUUAUUGUCUGGUGAAGUUGAAUUGGAAAAUUUACCAUUAAAAAAAGAAGCCUUACGUCAUAUUGGAUUACCAGUAGAAAUAAAAGCAGGAUUUAUUGGUAAAAUAAGAUUGCAAGUACCAGUUCGUCAAAUAAGAACAGCUUCAUGGGUCAUAGUGAUAGAACAAUUAUAUUUAGUAGCUGGACCAAUUAGUUUGAAUGAAUUUGAUAGUGAAGCAGAGGAACAAGCAAUUUUAGAAUAUAAAUUAAGCCGAUUAGAUUCAUUAGAAGCAAGAUGGAGAGCAGAUACAGAACGAGAUCCUGGUUAUUAUGCUACUAGUUAUAGUUCUUGGGUGAAUUAUGGUACAUCUUUAGUUACCAAUAUUAUUGAAAAUUUACAACUUAAUAUUAAAGAUGUUCACAUAAGAUAUGAAGAUGGAGUAACAUUGCCAGAUAAUACUGGCAUUGCACUUGGUGUAACUAUUGGAGCUUUAACUGCACAAAGUUGUGAUGCUAGUUGGAUACCUGGUUCUACUUCCUGGAAUCUCACAGAUGCUUCUUUCAAGCUCAUGGAACUUGACAGGCUUUCUAUUUAUUGGAAUCAUUUGAAAAAAGACGAAUUUCUUGGUUUUCUCAAUCUUGGUGAUUUAGCUAUUGCAAUGAGUGAACCAAAAAAUAUAAUAAAAAAUCUCAUUUUAUUGCCUGUUAAUGCAAGAGCUCAUGUCAAAAGAGAUAGAUCUGAACGACCAUUAAGAUCUACAAAUAAACCUAGAAUAAUCGUCGAUCUUUUAUUAGAUGAUGUUCCACUAUGUCUUACUGAUAUACAAUAUGAUCAAAUAGUUAAAUGUAUAAAAGGUUUAAAAGAUAUAGAGCGUCGUAAGCAACAGAGAUGCUGUCGUCCAAUAGUUAAUGUGUCCACUGCACCAAAAGAAUGGUGGAAAUAUGCAGUAAGAUGUCAUAUUGGCAAAGAUGCUUUGAGACCUAAACUAUCAUGGAAAGAUAUUCUUCAAAAAGGCAAAGAAAAUAUUUUAUAUGUGGAAAAUUAUGCUAAAUUGCUAGGAACACCAACUAAUGUUUUAUCUCCAGAUAUCAAACAGUUUAAAGAAAAGAUAGAACAAGAACGAAGUUUUGACGAAUUGAGAAUAUUAAGAGAAAUAGCAAUGCAAAGGAUUAAACCACCAAAAAUAAUUCAAAAUUCUAAUGUAAAUGUGCCUCAACCUAGAGGAAUGUUAGAACAGUGGUUUCCACAAUGGUGGGGAUGGUAUUCAAAAACUUCAAAUACAAAUACUCAGAGUACAUCUUCUACAUUUGAUGGUGAACUUUUGGAUGUUUUGGCAGAUACUAUAGAUGAUGACACUUUAUUACGUCGAGAUACAGUAUUUGGACAGUUUAAUUUUACUUUGUCUAAAGGCACUUUUUCUCUUUGUACUAUGAAAAACAAUGAGAACACGAAAGCAAUAAUAGAAUUGCAAUUCGAACGAGUAAAUUUGAGUUAUGAUUCGAGACCUAGGUAUGGAUCUCACAAGUUUUUCAUUAGUUUGGGAGCAUUAUAUCUUCAUGACUAUCUCACAGAAAAUUCCACUUUUCCUAUUUUGAUACAACCUCAAAUGAUUCCUACAGUAAAUUCAAGGAUACGGAGUUCUGCGGAGAAGUUAACUACUCAAUUACCUCAAUAUCUCUUUGAAAUGACUUAUGAGAAAAGACCAUUGCACUUAAAUGCUGAUCAUUUGCUGCAGGUGAACUCUAAGUCUUUGGAUGUAGUUUAUAAUCCCACAGUAAUACAUUGGCUUAUAGAUUUCAUAUGCAAGCCUCAUAGAUCAUCUUCCAAUCAAAGAUUUCAAGCAAUGAAACGUCGAACUCGAAGACAGCUUAUCAAAAACUGGGAACAAAUUUUAGAUGGAGAUUUGGUGUAUCGUUCUUCCUGGGAUUUACAGUUCAAUAUAUCUGCACCACAAAUUUUAUUAGUUGAAAAUUUUAUCGAUUCCAAUGCUGCAGUAGUAGUCGUAGAUUUUGGAAAACUUCACUUAUCAAAUAAUGUACAAAAUAAUGAAGUAAUUAUUAAAUCUAAUUCUUCUGAACUUAAUAGCGACGACGAAGAUGAAAGAUUUGAGACACCUUGUUCUACACCACCUGGAAGUCAAGAAAAUGGUUCCAUACAAGAUUUCCAAACUAUUUCUGAAACAGCAUUGCAUCAGAAAUUAUAUGAUCAUUAUUCUAUUGACUUAAUAGAUUUACAAAUUCUUGUAGGAAAGGUAAAAGACAAUUGGAAGCACGUACGAACUAGAGGAAUGUCCAGCUUACAUGUUUUGGAACGUUUUAAUAUAUCCUUACAAAUUGAACGAAGAGUGUUCGCUUCUUCUGAUCCGAAUUUACCAUCUGUAACAGCAUCUGGGAAUCUACCAAGACUAGUAGUACAUGUUAAUGAACAAAAAGUGGAAGCAAUUAGACUGAUAUAUAAUUUAUUAUCUAAUUUUACGAAAUCCACUGGUAUUUCUCAGACUGAUGUAAUUAAUAUAGAACCAGAGAGUCCUAAAAAAGAAGAUAAUCUAGAUAAAUCUUUAAGUUAUGCAAUGAUGGUACAAUUUAUCAUUGAUCAAAUGACUUUUGAAUUGCAAUCUAGAGGACGUAGUGUGGCAGAAUUACAAGUCUCUGGAGUUCGUGCUGCUUUUAGUAAAAGAACUGCAGACAUUAGUAUCUCUCUAUCUGUUCAUGGUUUACUUCUUGUUGAUGCUCUUCAAGAAUUUGGUCCUGAUUUUGAAUUAUUAGUGGCUAGUCACAAGCAUGUAGGAAUGGAUAGUAUUUCUGGAAGUUUAAGAGAUUCAGAACCAACAUCUCCUGUCUCUCCAGUCUCUCCUGGUUCUCCUGAUCUUAAUAUGCCAAGAAGAUUAACUUCUCCAAUUGCUUUGACUAAUGCUUUAUCUAAUCUAGCAAGCAAAGCAAAAAAUGCUCAAUCUCCUAGAAAUAAUUCUUUAAUUGAACUGGAUAAAAUGGAUUCUGAAGCUCUGAUUGUAAUUGAAUUGACCGUGGUAUAUGAUACAUUAGAAAUUCUAAGAGUAGCCAAUAUUCAAUUUAAUAACUUGGAUAUUAUUGCCAAUCAAGAAACCAUUGUAGAACUUAUGGGAUUUUUUAAAAGAAUAUUUCCUUCUCGUAAAAUAAAAGCAGGAUAUAUUGAAAAACAAGAGUCUUUUUCUAAUCAAACUAUAGAGCUAAAAAUUUCGACUAGAACAGAGAUAACUUUCGAUUUUCAUAGAUUAAAUGUACUUCUUUUAAGAGCAGUGAUGCAGGAUAAUCAUUUAGUAGGUCAAAAAAUUGCCACAGCUACAAUGUGUGAUGCUCGUAUACAAGCUACUUUGGCGAUAAAUGCUUUCAUUUCUGGUUCACUUGGAGGCUUACAAAUUUUGGAUCAAACAUUAAUUGGUAAAACACAUCAAAGAAUCGUUAGUGUUGGAAGAGAUCCAAUAGCUGAUCCAUCUCAACAUUCAUUGGAAUAUUUCACUGGUUUUCCUGAUCAACCAGAAGCUUUACGGUUCUCAGCCAAUAGAUGUACCAAAUUAAAUACACAGCAACAUGACGGAAUGGAAACUUUAAUAGAUUUAACCAUCCGUAUAGGUAGUGUUUGGUAUACUCAUGCUCCUCAUUUAUUAUCAGAAUUACGUUCCUGUGCCGAUGAGUUCAAACAAUAUUUGAGUAAUCUUGCAAGACAAAUCAGUGCAGCUGCCACAGAUAUGGCUAUAGGUCUAGUCAAUGCAGAAGAUUGGUCUAUUCCACCUCGUAGACGUUUACCAAGUUUGUCUAUGGACUUAGAAAAUUCAGGGAGCUUAUCUUUAAAAUUAGAUAUCCUGUUAAAUAGUCCCGUUUUAGUAAUUCCACGUUCAUCUCAUAGUAGACAAGUUUUUGUUGCACAUCUUGGUACUAUGUCUUUGCAACACGAACCUCACUCAACUUCCAUGGCAAAACAUAAAUUAACUCUGGAAGUUAGGGAAAUGAAUUUAUAUUCAUUAGAGAUAUCUGCCAAUAUUGGACAAAUUCAUAAUAAUCUUCCUUUAAGAGCUGAAGAAAUUUAUUGCUGUAAGGAAUCAGGCAAACCAAUCUUACAUGAUACUAUCUUAAAAAUUGUGGUUGAAAAGGAGAACACAUUAGCACAAAGUCCUAGUUUUUUGCUUGAUAAUGAAUUUUCUAACAAUCCAGUUGUUCAAGUCCAUGGAAUCAUGAUGACGCCACUGAAAGUAUCUUUGUCUCGAGAACAGUAUGAACAAUUACUAGAUACUACAAAUAGACUUUUUUCCAUGCCAGUUACAGUACCGGUUGUUCAGAAAUCUGAAACAAUGAGUAAAGUAUCAAAUUAUUCUGAUAAACUCGAUCUCUCUAUUAAAGUUCUAUUUGAACUACCAACUUUAGGUGUAGAACUGAAACAAGGUCUUCAGGAACAGCCUCUAGUUGAAUUAUCCAUGAGAGAUUUCGUAGUAAAAUAUGAGAAAUUACAAAAAAAUGAAUCUACAAUCCAAGUUGCAUUACGAUCUCUUCUUAUGGAAGAUCUUUUGUGUCCUAUUGGCUCAAGACAUCGAUGUAUGAUGCAAUCUUCAGCGCCAACUCGUGCUAAACUUCCAGCUGGUGUUUCUAAAUCCUGUCCUAACUUUGCAUUUGUACAACAAAUUAGAAGCGAAUUUGGACGUGGGAGUUUACCUGAUAGAUUGGAAACUGAUACUUUAUAUGGAACAAUUCCUGCCCAUUGGCGUAGGAAACCAAUUUCUUUAGCAAACACUCCAAAUACUCCACCUCCAUCACCUGGUGCAUCAACCACUGAAGAGAAUUUGGUAUUAAUGAGCAUUACUAUAAUUGAACCAGAUUGUCAUCAAUCAAUGAAAGAUCAAUUUCAUCAAAAAAUUGUCACUGUCGAUUUUAGUUGCCUGGAUUUAAUCAUCAAUGUUGAAUCCUGGAUGGUGGUAUUUGAUUUUUUUGGAUUUGCUGGUCCCUCAGGAAUUAAUCCAAAAGUUACUAUGCACCAGGCUUCUAUUGACAUAGAUCAAUUAGAUAAAACAGAUAAUUUACCUUUGCGUUCAGAAACUGAAAUAGAAGUUAGAUCUUUAACAUUGGUUUUGAUACAAUCUGAGAAAGAAAUUGCUAAAGCUAAUGUAUCCAAUGCUAAUAUGCAUAUUUUGAAAGCAAAUGGAAAAACGAAAGUAUCAGGAUCUUUGGGAUCAAUGUCUUUAUUAGACUUAACUCCUCAUGGAAGAUUUUAUAGAGAAAGAUUUCUUUCAUCUGGUAGAAAAGCUCUGAAUUUUCAGUAUUCUAGUUAUGUAGAUUCUGAAAAACGACCUUACGAUGCUCAAUUAAAAUUAGAAAUGUCUGCAGUACAUUAUGUACACACUCAAAGAUUUAUAGCAGAACUUCAAGCAUUCUUUAGUCAUUUUUCUCAACUUUGGACUAUUAUGGCUAAUUUGAGAGCUGGAGUUGGAGCUAUAAUUGACACCAACAAAAGAAGCAUGAGAUUAUCUUUAGAACUAAAAGCUGGCGCACCAGUAAUUCUAUUGCCAGUUAGUUCUAGAUCAGACGAAAUGAUAUUAUUGGAUUUGGGAGAGCUUACUGCUUAUAAUAGAUUUGAAGUUUCAGAAAUAAUAAAUCAAUGCAUGUUAGAUAUAAUGUUUCUUGAAUUAGUUAAUAUGGAUAUUUAUGCAGCUAAACGAAUAAAAUGUGAUGAUCAAGAUAACGAUAUGGAUACUAUAGUUGUUGGAGGUUUUCAUAUUAAGAAACUUGGAUCAUCUUUACUUACUGAAAUGUGUCAUUUGAAAUUACGCAUUGAAAGAAAUUUAGAUAUUUAUAUUAGUAGAGAGAUUCCUGAUUUGAGCAUUCAUGGAACACUAUCUACAAUGGAUUGUGCUUUGGAUCCUGCUCAAUACAUGCUAAUUCGAGGUUUACUUUCUUAUAACAUUGGAGAAAAUUUAGAUGAUUUGCGUCAGUUUAUGCAAGAUUUAAACGAAACUAUUGAAUAUUCCAUAGUUAAUCUGGAUAAUAAGGAGAAAAUUUGGAAAAAAUCAUGCAUAACUUUGGAAUUAGUAAAUGUUACUGUAAAACUGCAUCCAAAUCAUAAUAUUGCAGCUUUAGCUUGUGUUAAUUUCAUAAAAUCCAGGCUGACGUUAGAUUCAUUGAGUGAUGGAUCACAAGAUAUUGACUUAGUAUCUCAAGAAAUAUUAAUUAUGGAUAUGAGAUUUCAGGAUGAACCUACUAACAAACAAUCUAAUGUUUUCACGAGUAUUUUACAGCCUCUAAGAAAUUCUAAAAAUGAAAAUCGUGUUCAAGCUGAAGUGCACCAUAGAAGACGUAAAACAAAUGCAGCUACGACUAUUCUAGUUCAUAGCAUGCGUUUAACUGCUAUUUUAGAUUGGUGGGAGGCUGUAAGAGAUUUUUUAAUGUUGAAUUCUAUUGAACCAGAACCCAUUCUUGGAAUUGUACAAAUAAAUACUGAAAACAAUCAAGAAAAUGAGAAUAACGCUUUAAGUGUGACUCCAUUUGAAUUAAAAAUCAAUAUUACUGAUUCAGAAUUAGUUAUUGUAGAAAAUACAUCAAUUCGUGAUACAAAUGCUGUUAUUCUGAAAAAUACAGCUGUUCUUUCUUAUAGAUCUAUACCUCAAGAAGGUGAAAAACCUCUUUCUUGUAAUCUCUCUCAUUGCGAAUUGUUUUCUUGUAUUUUAGGAUUAGAAGAAGAGACUGCAUUAUCUAUAAUAGAUCCUGUUGGAGCUAGUUUGGAUCUAACAUUAGAUAAAUGCUUAGAAAUACAGUUACAACCUUUAUGUGUAAGAUUAAGUUACCAUGAUGUGACUAUGUUUUCCAGAAUGCUUAGUUCUUUACCAAAACAAACUCUAGUAGCUAAACAACGUUCCAAUGAAGUAUUGACACCUAUUGAAAAACAAGUACAGAAGUUAAUGGCUCUUGGAUUUACCAAUGCUGAUUGUAAAGCUGCUUUGAAUCUCUGUAAAGGUCAAUUAGAUGAAGCAGCUUUGUGGUUAACACAAAAUGCAGUACCUUAUUCAGAUAUUAAUACAAAUAACGAAUCUGUUUUUCAUGUUAUUGAAUUACAAACAUCUUGUGCAAGAAUAUGCAUCAUAGAUGAUUGUAGAGAUGCUGAUGUACCAUUACUGGAGAUUUCUUUACUGGAUCUCAAUUUGAGACAACAACGCAUAGGACCUGGUAUAAUAUCUGCUACUUUUAAUAUUGAUUAUUAUAAUAGAGUACUCAGUGGUUGGGAACCCUUUAUUGAACCUUGGCGUGCUACUAUCCAAUGGGAGCAGACAUUAACUAAUUCUCUUAAUGCAAAGAGAUUGCAAAUGUCUAUUGAUUCUCAAGAUUCUGUUGAUGUUAAUAUAACUUCAACAUUGAUAGAAUUAAUAGAAUUGGUUAAAAACAAUUGGAUGCAAGAUUUUUAUUUAAUUUCCAAUAAGGAUGUUAAUGUAAAUAAGCCAAGUAAUGGACAAGCAUAUAAGCGUCGAAUGCCUUUCAUUCCUUUUGCAUUAAAAAAUGAAACAGGUUGUAAAUUAUGGUUUAAAACGAUUAUUGCUGCUGCAGAUGAUACCAAAAAUUUAGGACAAAAUUUCAAGGCUAAAAAUGACUUUAAGAAAGAUGAUACAUGGCUUGAAGUUCCUCCAGGUGAAACUGUUCCAUUUACUUUUGAAGGAAGAGGUAAAUUAAGACAUCAUGCCACACAUACUGUCAGACGGCAUCAGAUCACAGUAUUGGUGGAUGGAUGGAGACCUGUAGAUCCUGUUACAGUCGAUCGUGUUGGAAUAUAUUUUCGUCAUGCAAGUACAAAUAUCACUGGAAUACAAAUAGAUACAACAUUGUUUCAGAUGCUAAUGCCAAAGGCUAGAAUAGUAUUUGCUGUUGAAUUAGAGGGAUCAGCUAGAAAAUUAGUAACUGUUAGAUCAGCUUUACAAAUAUUUAAUAAAUUAAAACACACAGUGGAAAUCAAAAUGGAGAAAUCUUUAAAUCAACUUGGAUAUUUGCCUUUAAAUUUGUCUGUUAGCGACAGAAUUCUUCAAGUACCUGCACAAUCUACGAUAUCAGUCCCCUUAACGCACACUGGUGUACAAAUGUGUCUGAGACCUAUUAAUUUGAACAAUUUGUUUCAAUACUGUACUGAAACAAUAGAUUGGACUGUAGUAAAGAAGCCAUUAGAAGUUAUAGAGAAUCGUAUCACAUGUAGAGCUAAUCAUAAUAAUAUAUUUAAAAUGUGUAUAGCAAUGAUGAGAGAUAAUUAUCCAUUAGAUAUGAGUCAAAUGUUGCCAGCACAUAUUAUAACAUUGAUGGCUCCUCUUACAUUGACUAAUUUAUUACCUCACGAAUUAUUAUUUGAAAUUGGUAUAGAAAAUGGGAGAAUUCUGCCUGGUGAUAGUGCAGAUUUGCAUUCUGUAAAUGUUGAAGAACAAUUAGAAAUUAUUAUACAGCUAGAUGGAUAUCCUGGAUCAGGAACAAUAUUAUUACCAUCAAAUACAAAUUCUUUCACUGCUCGUUUAAGAUUAACAGAUUCUUCUGGAAGAAUAUUAUAUCUUCAUGCAGCUGUUAAUAUAGAAAAAGGAUCUGCUGUACAGAUUAACAUUACUGCACCAUAUUGGAUCAUAAAUAAAACUGGUUUACCAUUGGUGUUCAGACAAGAAGGAGUUGGUAUAGAGGCAGCUGGACAAUUUGAAGAAAAUGAAAAAGCCAGAAUGGUAGCUCCUUUGUUAUUUUCUUUUAGUGAUGAAGAAGCCAGUAGAACUUUAUCAAUGAGAAUUGGUACUUCAGUGCAUCCUCAAGGAAUUCCACAAUGGUCUCAGCAUUUUCAUUUACAACCUGGAAUACAGGUACAUCGUCUUAGAAUAUCUUUACGUGAUGGUAGGCCCGACAUAGUAUAUCUGAUUAGCGUCGCUACCAGAAUAGCUAGAGGAAAAUACAGAGCCACAACUGUAGUCACAUUAUCUCCUAGAUAUCAGUUACAUAAUAAAUCGAGUUCUACUUUAGAAUUAGCCCAAAAAUGUUUCACCACAACAAUUAGUCAUCCAGAUGCUCAAGCAACAUAUAUUAAAAUCAUGCCUGACUGCCACAUGCCAUUUCAUUGGCCACGUCUUGACAAAGAUUUAUUGCUUUGUGUUCGCAUCAUGGAUGUUAAAGAUUGUAUAUGGUCAGGUGGUAUUAAAUUGGAUGAUAAUUAUUCAUUGACGAUUAAUAUCAGGGAUACGACGGGAAAAAUGUAUUUUCUUCGUGUAGACGUGGUUUUGCAAGAAAGUACCUACUUUAUAGUAUUCACUGAUGCAGAUACUAUGCCACCGCCUAUAAGAGUGGACAAUUUCUCAGAGGUGCCUUUAGUAGUGAAUCAGAUUACUGUACACGAUAAUUUGCAAUGGACAGUCAGACCACAUUCCUCUGUACCAUAUGCAUUAGACGAACCCAUACAAUCUGCUGGUUUGGUUCUAACUGCACCAGGAGGUGUGACAGCUACAUAUGAUUUAAAUAUACUUGGAGAGGGCAGAGUUCUGACUUAUGAAAAUUUUAUUUAUAUUGCUUUUACAGGAACCUUUAAAAAUGAUUGUGAUCUGGGAACAGGAGAAAGUGGUUUAGAUCCUUUGGAUGUUGAAACACAGAGAUUAGUUUUAGAAGCUGGUCCUGGUGGUUGGGUUGCUUUGCGCAGAAAACAAUAUGGAGCUAGAUCUCAAUUAUGGAGAAUGACUGGAGAUGGUCAAUUACAACAUGAGGGAUCUAGUCCACCUAGAGAUAAACAUUCAAAAGUUCCAGAGACAGUAUUAGUAUUAGAUAUAGCAGGCACAGCACCUCAACCAUUCACUUAUUGUGCUCUUGCCUUAAGAAAGCCUGAUCCCCGAAGGAGAUCUACACAAACUUGGCGAUUCACAGAUGAUGGACGAUUGUGUUGUGCACAUAAAAAUAUGUGUGUGCAAUCGAAAGAUGGAUUCAUGGGAUUACAUGAAGGCGGCAGUGUCGCCCGUUGGCAAAUGUGGAGUGAAGCAGUAUUAGGUCCUCAAACACAUACUAAUCCUCCUCCAAUUGAACAGCGUGUUGGUAGACAAAAACUGAGACCAGGAUCUGGAUUUUUGUCUGUUACGGUAACUACUGAUGGUCCAACAAGAGUGUUACAAGUGUUAGAUAUCAAAGAAAAGAAAAAAACAUUUGCUUUAUUAGAAGAACGUGAUUGGUCUCAUAUUGCAGUCAGUCACCGACCAACACAAAUAAAUAGUGAUGCAGAAAAAAUUAAUUCUAGAGAAUUGGAAUUAAAAAUUAGCUUAACAACUGGGUUAGGACUAUCAAUUGUUUCUCGAAGACCAGUUGAAGAAUUAUUGUUUAUUCGUAUGGCCGGUAUUUCUCUGGAAUUGGUUCAAACUCCUAUUAAUACCACUCUAGAUUUAAGCAUGAAGGAUAUACAAAUUGAUAAUCAACUCUUUGAAGCACAAUGUACUUCUGUUCUUUAUGUAACACGUCCAACUAGAGCUGAGAAUGAGCAUAGACCAGCUAUACACGUGGUUGCAGAAAAAUUAAAAUCGAAAAAUCAAAAUGCAGAAAUAUAUAAACAUGUUGUAGUGAGCAUUAAGCCAUUAUGUAUACAUUUAGAAGAGAAAUUAAUAUUGAAAUUGGUUGCCUUUGUCGGGGCAGGUAGAUCAGAAUUGGAAGUACCUAUGGAUGAGAAUGAUUUCAAAGCUCAGAGAUUUAUUUCCGAAGUAUCAGCUGCACAUGCUAAACGAUACUAUUUUGGCGCUUUAAAGAUUGUUCCUAGUCAGGUAAAAUUAAGUGUACUCACUACAACAAAACUACCACGACAUCUUCAAGCUAUAAAAAGACAAUUAGGUUUAACAUUAAUUAAAUUUGAAGAUGCUACUAUUGAACUGGAGCCAUUUAUUAAAAAACAUCCAUUUGAAAGCACUCAAUUCCUAGUACAUUCCAUUAUAAAACACUAUAAAGAUGAAUUAAAAUGGCAAGCUGCCGUGAUAUUAGGAUCGGUGGACUUUUUAGGUAAUCCUUUAGGUUUUGUGAAUGAUGUCACAGAAGGAGUCUCUGGUUUAAUCUAUGAAGGAAGUGUGAAGACUUUAGUAAAAAAUGUUACUCAUGGUAUAUCAAAUUCUGCUGCCAAAGUAACAGAGUCUCUUUCUGAUGGGUUAGGAAGAGUAAUAAUGGAUGAAAGACAUGAAGAAGCUAGACAAAGAAUUCGAGCCAAUACUGCAGGCAGUAGUGAUCAUUUAGUAGCUGGAUUAAAAGGCUUUGGCUUUGGAUUACUUGGAGGAGUAACUAGCAUCUUUAAACAAACAUAUGAUGGAGCAACAAAUGAAGGAUUUCCUGGUUUUUUUGCUGGAUUUGGUAAAGGAGUUGUCGGAACUAUUACGAAACCUGUUGUAGGAGUUCUAGAUCUUGCCACUGAAACUGCUACUGCUGUAAGAGAAACAAGUAGAAGUGCUCAUCGUACAAUACCAAAACGCGAUAGACCUCCUCGUGUGGCAAGUGGUUCUGCUGGUCUAUUACCACCUUAUAAUCGCCAACAAGCAGAGGGCCAAGAAUUUCUUUAUAUAAUAAAUGAACAUAAUUAUUCAGAAUUAUUUGUGGCAUAUGAGUGUUUACGUAGUGGAACGGAGAAUCUAAGAAUUCUUGUUUCUAAUGAAAGAGUUCGAGUGAUUUCCGGAGGUACCAAAGGAGUUGUAACCGAAGUCAGUCUAGCGGACUUAUUAUAUUGUCAACCAAUGCAUAAGCUAGAAAGUAAUGGUGUUACUUUAUACUAUAUUGAAUUAAUAUCUAGAUCAGAUUCAACGAUAACCGUUAACAUGGACGGUCCAGAACUUCUAAGAAGACCUAAAGUUCGAUGUGACAAUGAAGAAGUAGCCAAAAGAGUAUCGCAGCAAAUUAAUUACGCUAAAGGAAUGCACGAGGAACGUAGCUUGACUCUUUCUUCUUCGGAUAAUAUGUUAGAUGAUGUACAGUACUAUAAGUAGUUACAAACAAUCAUAUAUGAAAAUUUAUUUUGUAUUUGACAAAAGUUUGGAAUCACUAUGUUUUUACAAAAAAUUUUUAUGGGAAAUUAAUGCAUUAAAAUAUUUUCAUUUCAAUGUUAAUUCCGAAGUAAUUAAAAAGAAAUAAGUGAUCCAAAUUUUUGGCUAAUAAUGUAUAUUUUGUAUGUUAAUUUAUUUUUUGAUUUUCUUGUAUAUUUCUUGCUUUUUUUUUUUAUUCUUUUUCAAUAACACAUGUAAUAAUGCCUUAUUACGCUUAAAACUAAUUUGAUAAUAAGACUGAUGCAAAACACCAUUUCUGCAAAAAAAUUCGAAUAUAAAGGCAAUCAGACAAUAUUCUUUAAAAAAAAAAAAAUAUUAAGUUGUCGCACAGAUAGCACAUACAUGUACAACACAUUUUGUAUAUUAACGUACAAGUAAAAUCAAGCAGAAAUUCUGAAAAAAAAAAAA
This is a messenger RNA of Apis mellifera (honey bee), 12787 nucleotides long. It is a transcript of the gene Vps13D, whose product is annotated as vacuolar protein sorting-associated protein 13D. The coding region runs from base 302 to 12322 and encodes 4006 amino acids. Gene Ontology annotation, molecular function: protein binding. The transcript is spliced from 24 exons. The record is from RefSeq and is a predicted model, not a curated record. Gene Ontology annotation, biological process: mitochondrion organization; protein retention in Golgi apparatus; protein targeting to vacuole. NCBI's taxonomy places the organism in Eukaryota, Metazoa, Arthropoda, Insecta, Hymenoptera, Apidae. Gene Ontology annotation, cellular component: extrinsic component of membrane.